UCGAACAGGUAAAGUUAAGAUCUUCUUUUAUCGGUACCAGGUGAACCGAAUUAAACAUGAAAAGUUCUAAUUUUUCAAACGAUUGUGCUCUCAAUAAGAAGAGUUUGGCAAAGCUAAUCUGUGAUCGUGAAGCCACAAUGGCUGAAUUUGCAACUCAAUCAGGGGAUGAAGAUCACACAGUUUCCCUGAAAGUUUUGGUAAACAAAGAGAACAAUAAAGUGGUCUUUGCUGAAGCAGGGAAAGAGUUUGUAGAUGUUCUACUGAGUUUCUUAACAUUGCCUUUGGGGACUAUUGCUAGACUCGUGGCUAAGGAGUCCAAUAUACAACCAGUUAAAGUUGGCAGCCUGAGCACAUUGUAUGAAAGUGUGUCGCAAAUUGAAGAAAAAUUUCUAUGGAUUCAAACGUGCAAGGAAAUGCUACUUCAACCAAGGAACUCUAUGGAAGAUUAUUGCCAAAAUAUAAAGCUGAAUAUUGAUGAGACUGAGCCUAAAAGCUACUACUUUUGUGAGAACUGGUUGGGAUGUGUUGUAAAGCCAUCCCUUGUGAGCACUUUUAGAAAUCAAAGAUGUGGUUGUGCAAAACUAAUGAACAGGGUGGUGCGAUCUUUAGACAUACUGUGCUUAGAAAAUGGCUUUGUUAAGGAAUCUGCUUCUUUUUUAGUUUCUGAUGAUCUUUAUAUAAUGCCUAAUGUUUUUGGAGCAAGUGCAAAUCUGUUUCUUAAGCUUGGAAUUGAAGAUAUGGAUAUUCUUGAGGAACAAAUUGUGGAUAUCACCAAGAAGGAGGUGGUGGACUUGCUAAAGUUUUCAUUGAUCUCAAGGACACCUAUGACAGAUUUAAUCUUAAGAAAGAAACAAUAUCUAGGUAAUUUUACCCCUAUAAGCCAAAACCUGCUUGAGACUGGAAAGAUACCAUCUGUUGAGGGUAGGAAAAUGGUUGUGAAAAUACAGAUAAGAAAAUCAAAUGGGAAGAUUCUGUUUGCUGAAGCAGAGGAAGAGUUUGUUGACUUUCUUCUUAGUUUUCUCACUUUUCCCUUGGGUGGAGUCCUUCACAUGGUUGAAGGAUUUUCUUCAGUAAGCUGCAUAGAUAGAUUAUAUGGAAGCCUGAAUGAACUGAGUUCUGACAGAUAUCUAAUAUCACAGGAACUCAAAGACAAACUAACUAACCCUGUAUGUGCUCCACAUUUUAACCUCAGCAACCAGAUAUUACCGAUUGGUGUAGAAAGUUUUCCUUGUACUUAUUCAUAUUUUGGAAAAUCAUAUAAUAUUGUUGAUCCUAAAUCCUCUACUGGAGAGUCUUCAAGUAUUCUUGGUUUUGUGAAAGGACCAAUAAUGUACAUGGUAACCGAUGACUUGGUUGUGACUCCAAUGUCGUCCAUUUCUGCUGUUUCAUAUAUCAAUACACUAAAAGUACCACUUUUUGACUUGGAGGAAAGGGUCAUUUCAAUUGGUGUGAAGGAGGGUCUUGGGAUAUUGAAAGCUUCAUUGACCUCAACAUUUGCUUUGACAGAAGGUUUGAAACACUUGAUAACACCUAUUGAAGAGAAGAAUGGUUCAAUCACUUCCAUAUUGUUUGAAGUUGUAAAAAGGAUUCUCACCAAGUGUAAUUUUGACCACAAUGUUUUUGGACUUUCCAUGGUUGUAUCACCAAAAUUGUGGUGGCAUUCGCUGCAUUUGUCCAAAGUUCUCUUCCAUGUCAAAGAUCACAACAAAACUAUUAUUUCAAACGCAGUUUAAAUCUUGGGUGAUGGAAUUUGUGUUCUUCAAAUUCAGUUCUAGAUAUAUAGGAGACCUAGCUUUUAUAAUGUUAUUGUGCUUUGUGUUUGGUGAAACGCGUCUUAUCAAAUAUAAUGCUAUUAACAGUUACUUAUUC
Vigna angularis (adzuki bean) is the source of this 1869-nucleotide messenger RNA. RefSeq lists its product as uncharacterized. Bases 57 to 1733 code for a protein of 558 amino acids. NCBI's taxonomy places the organism in Eukaryota, Viridiplantae, Streptophyta, Magnoliopsida, Fabales, Fabaceae. The record is from RefSeq and is a predicted model, not a curated record. The transcript is spliced from 3 exons.